CUUCCGCCCUCCGCCAUUGUGUCCAUCCCCUGCCCGCAGAGCGCCGCUUGCCCGGGCCGCUGUAGUCAGUUACCUGCUCCGCCGGGCGAACACGUGCGGGGGCAGACAGACACUCCAGCUUCGCAGGAGGCCGGCGCCCCUGCACCGCAGGUGCAGCUCACAGCUGGACCCACAGACCAAAUGGCACAUAAGCAACUACUUGAAAACAGCUGGGAGCACUCUAGCAAGAAGCUCAAAGGACAGAGAAGUGUGUGCAGAGGUCAGAAACCUGCCUGGAAUCCCCUGGAGCAGCAGUCACAGAAGGUUGUGAGCUGCUCGAUUUCAGAGGCUGCAGUUCAAGACACCAACUUUUUUCUUUCUUCACCUUUCCUGACACUAUUGCCAAUAGUCCCUGAGGGCGCAGCUGUUGCCACAGUCACAUCUGUCAGAAGAAACCAUGGCCAAGGCAGCAGUGACCAAGCGCCAUCAUUUUAUGAUUCAGAAGCUGUUAAUUCUACUGAGCUAUGGAUACACCAACGGGCUGGAUGAUGCACACUCUCUUAGGUGCAACUUGACCAUCAAGGAUCCUACCUCAGCAGACCUUCCCUGGUGUGACGUGAAGUGCUCAGUGGAUGAAAUAACUAUCCUCCAUUUAAAUAACAUAAACAAGACCAUGACUUCAGGUGACCCAGGGAAGAUGGCAAAUGCCACUGGCAAAUGUUUGACACAACCUCUGAACGAUUUGUGCCAGGAGUUGAGGGACAAGGUGUCUAACACCAAAGUGGACACUCACAAGACCAAUGGUUACCCACAUUUACAAGUCACCAUGAUUUAUCCGCAAAGCCAGGGCCAAACUCCUAGUGCCACCUGGGAAUUCAACAUCAGUGACAGUUACUUCUUCACCUUCUACACAGAGAAUAUGAGCUGGAGAUCAGCUAAUGAUGAAUCAGGGGUUAUCAUGAAUAAAUGGAAAGAUGAUGGGGACCUUGUGCAACAAUUGAAAUACUUCAUACCCCAAUGCAGACAGAAAAUUGAUGAAUUCUUAAAGCAGUCCAAGGAAAAGCCAAGAUCAACCUCAAGGUCCCCCAGUAUCACCCAGCUUACAUCAACUUCCCCGCUUCCACCUCCCAGCCACUCUACUUCUAAGAAAGGAUUUAUCUCUGUGGGACUCAUCUUCAUAUCUUUAUUAUUUGCAUUUGCAUUUGCGAUGUGAAGAGGAAAUAUUAUACCCAAGGAGAGGCCAGAGGAGGGCAUCGGAUCCUGUGGAACUGGAGUUACAGUUGGUUUCCAAUACUGGGAACUGAAUCCAGGACCUCUCCAAGAACAGCAAGUGCUCUUUGCUACUGAGCCUUAUCUCCCUCCUCUAAUACAUUUCUUAAUAAGAGAAUAUACUCUGAAUAUUAUUAAACCCAGGGCAAGUCCCACAGUAAGGUUCACAAUAAAGUUUAUUGUUUCAGAAUCAAAAAGGAAAACACAUUUUAAAAUGACUGUCAUGGCCAGUUAUCACAUCGUUUGUAGCAAUGUAUGAUUGAGGACGUCCAGGUCCAUCUAAAAAAAUGCCAGGCAAUACAGCAACAUCUAAUAAAACUGGUAAAUU
Messenger RNA from Mus musculus (house mouse), 1576 nucleotides. It is a transcript of the gene Raet1e, whose product is annotated as retinoic acid early transcript 1E. NCBI's taxonomy places the organism in Eukaryota, Metazoa, Chordata, Mammalia, Rodentia, Muridae. Gene Ontology annotation, molecular function: natural killer cell lectin-like receptor binding. The coding region runs from base 437 to 1192 and encodes 251 amino acids. The transcript is spliced from 9 exons. Gene Ontology annotation, biological process: signal transduction. Gene Ontology annotation, cellular component: plasma membrane. The record is from RefSeq and is marked validated.